This is a messenger RNA of Lates calcarifer (barramundi perch), 3688 nucleotides long. RefSeq names its product glutamate-rich protein 1. The record is from RefSeq and is a predicted model, not a curated record. The coding region runs from base 297 to 1298 and encodes 333 amino acids. Lineage: Eukaryota; Metazoa; Chordata; Actinopteri; Centropomidae. The transcript is spliced from 6 exons.
CCAGCUGUCAGUUCCACCACACUGAGAGAGUAUAGUAGCAAGAGUGUAGCUAGAGGAGUCCAAACAGUACUGCACUUUAGUUCGUGUAGUUAAAUUGCCUUUAAGCAGCUCUAGAUAUUUUUAACACAGGGAGCCCUUACAAAUUCACCUCUACCUGUGCUGUCGACUGCUUUUCGUAUGACGCGAGCUGAUUUUAAAAGCUAGCACGCUGGCUAGCUUGCUAGCAUAUUAUCUACAGCUGCCUAACCAUCUGCAACAUUCAUUUUUGCACCUUCUUCACUUCCAGUCAGCUUGGUAUGUCGAUAUGGCACAUAGGAAAGAAGUAUUUCAGUCAAAAGUACUCCAGAGGCUUUACCCCGCAGCUCCCAAAUUGGAGGAAGGAACCCAGCCCACCAUGUAUCGUAGACGCUCUAGCCAAGAAAACCUUUGUGAAAAGAAAAGUUUCUCAAAACGACACUGCUGCUGGAGAUGCAGGGCAGACACAAAGUGCAGCUAAUCCCCACAGGCGGAUGUACACAGUUCUACCUCCUCCUGCAGACUAUAAGACUCAUUCAAAGAAAUCCAUCACACUGCCCCAAUUAGAAAGCAUAAAUAGUCCUGAAGACCCAGCUGUUGAGAGCGUCCAUGAGAGCAAUGAAGAACUAGACCAAGAUAAAGAGCAAGAAGAGCACAAAAGGAAAAGGAGAAGACGGAAAAGGAAACUGACUCUUCAACAAGACUCUGGGCAAGAUGGUUCAGGUCCAGGGAGUGAGCACAGCACAGGUCAGAGUCAGACAGCCGUGGAUGAGGGAGGAGAGCGCAUUAGCAGGAACAAGAAGAGGAAGCUGAAGAAGAAACGGCACAAAGAGAGGCUGCUUUCAAUGGGUGUGAUGCCCAGAGCUGCUGCCCUGGAGUUCACGUACCAAAAAGAUGGGGAGGAGGAGGAGGAGGAGGAUAAUGAGAGGAGAGCUGCCGAAGUGUCAGACUUCCUCAGGACAACACUGGAAAUCUAUAUGUCAGAUUCCUCAUUGCGUGCAGACAAGCUUCCCCUCCUGUCUGGCACAGUGGAUGACCUUUUGAGCCACAUAUCCAGCAGAUGCCAGCCUAACCCUGUCCUGAAGCAGCUCCAUAGUCUCAAGGCUUUUGUUCAACAGAAAGCGACAGACAAACUGGAAAAAGCACUGAGGGAACUCGAUAACAACUCGCCUAUGUCUGCAGAGGGAACCGCUGCCGUCGUUUCACUGUUCCAAUACUGGAUCACAGACAUUCUUCCCAUGCAGGGAGACAAGAAGACAGGGCUUUCUGCAACACACCCAUGAGACUGCCAGUCUCACUGAAACAGAGACGCUACUGAAGGAGUAUUUCUACCACUAGAUUAUGAAAUUUUCCUCUUACAUACUGCAUUGCAAAAUGUUGGACUUAACAUUAUGCUAUAUAAAAUAUUUUUUAUUAUUAAAAUGUUUUGCUUUUGAUUCAUGCCUUUAUGUUGUUCAAGUAGAAAACAAGGCCAGUUAAUUCUGGCCUUCGGAAAUCCUUCCACCCACCAGCUGAGCUGUUACUUACCUCCCUGUUCGUUAGAGUUGUUUUUCAUGUAGUUCAAACAAAUCAAACAUUUAAUUGGUGUUAACAUUGCACUCAUCCUCCUCAUCUAAUCCCCUAAUUGCCAGAGAAGUAAAUGUCAGCUCGGCCAGAGUUCGAGUAUUGUUUGCAGAUGUUAUGACAUUUAAACCUGGUCGGUUAACCUAAUAGCUCCUCAAUUAUCUACAGUACACUCCCCACAAAUCAAUUUCUGACCACGUUGCUAUUCCAUGUGCCUUCUCAAAUUUGCUGUCUCACAUAACUGCACUAGAUUAAUCGAGGGUCUUCAGGGGGAUGGUACUGAUGACACUAAUGGUGUCUCAGCAGAUAUUCAUUAUGGAGCUGAAUGAUAAAGAACGAGACCUAAUCCCAUUGCAUUAUUCCCACAACCCUCGUUGGUGUUAUCCAACUGUAUGCUCAACAUAGCAACACAGCAUGUUGUUGUCGGACCUUGGGAAUCAGACCACCCAGGGAGUCAGUAGCUUAACCUUCCGCAUCAUGAUACCUGUCUACAGCUCAGGCUAUUCUAAUACAUUUACCCAGAGCUCAAUGCCAGGGGGUGGGUUCAGGAAAAGGCCAGAGAAUUAUCUUGGCUGGACAGUGCCAUUGUGAUGACCUGUGUGGGAGUAGUCUGCCACACACUAGCUUCAGAGGAGCCGUUGUCUUCCCAGAACUCAGAUGCAGUCGUAGAGACCAGCAGUCUAUACCAUGCACUGUAACACACAGCUCAGAGUGUAUGUGUGUGUGUAGUAGUAUAUUGGUGAACAAUUAGCAUGAGAGCAGCCAUCUGUGGCCUCCAUUCAUGGAUUGACGCGCCAGGUGCUGUGUCUGAUCACAGUUCAUGGGCUCAUUCUGCAGACAUUAGCCAGAGGAGACAAUAAGGGCAAAGACCACAUUACCUGUCAUGCUUAUGUAACAUAGUAUGUAAAUCCAGCAUUUGUAGGUUUAGUUCUCACUGUUGUACAUUGUCCAUCUGUUUUUCAACCCAUCAUUUUGAAAUAAUUACGGCAAUGUAUAAAAUUACAAUGUGAAAACAAUGAACGUGUGAAAGGUGACUUAUCAAACAUCUGCAGUUUCCCUCAGCUUUAAACUGUUUACAUUAAGUGACCAUUGAGCCAGGGAUUUCCCUCAACAGGGGACCAAACACAGAGCUAAAAUUAGAGUGAGUAUUGGACUGACAUUUGCCAAAUAGCCAGAAGGAGGACUCCAAAUGAAUGCUAAUGUUGCUUCAUAACAUAACUAGUGGAAUGUGUAAAUAAGCAGUUGUUUGCUAACAAGUUCACUAAAACCGUUGUUUUUUGUUUUUUAAGUUGUGUCACUGUUAUAUUCACAGCUUGUUCCCUUUGCUCUCAAAUGGCCAAAAUAUGAGUUACUGCAAGCUUAACUUCAUCUAGUACCACUGGUCAAAAAUGUAAAAAAUCUUUAAUAUUUUGGUUUAUAAUCAAAUUCCCGCUAAAUUAAUGAUAUUUCAUCUACUUAUGCUCUGCUUUUGUUUACCACUAAUCAACAGAUGUAAAUAUUGCACCUGCAAAUUGUUAGCAUGUGAGCAUGUUAGCGUGCUCACAUGCUCACAUGUUAACAUGUGCUCGCUGCUAGCAUGAAGACUUGUUAUCUUGUAGAUAUUUUUGCUUUACCUGGCUUGUUUUCUAGCACUGAAGUCAUUAGUGAUUUUUUUUCUCCAGUAAAAGCUGUAUGGCUUCAUUUAACAAACCCCACUUGCCAUCACAAGUUGGUAUCAUGUCGACUUUGUGGCAUUAUUGCCAGGGUUUGCGAUUAUUCAUGGAUGCAUGAGUUUGGAGGCAGAAUUGGGUCCUAUUACCAGAGAUGAGAAAAAGGUCAUUGUUGGCUGCUCUCACUGGAGAGAAUUCCUCUCGUCCACGGGAGAGAGAGACGUUAUCAGCACGGCAACCUCAUUAAAAGGCCUCCCUCUGGGCUCAGGACCCUGAGGCCAGGAAGGAUAUUAAAGCUUAAAGAAAUUUGCUGACAUGGCAGGAGAAGCCAUCCUCAGCAUCAACAGGAAAACAUCCAAAUCAACCCAUGUGGCAGAUUCAGAGAUUCUAGUGGUUCUGACUUCAAAUGACUUGGGUUUUCUGUAUAAGGAUAUUAAAGGGACUGCUGAAGUCAGAAAUCA